Eupeodes corollae is the source of this 5245-nucleotide messenger RNA. RefSeq names its product nephrin. The record is from RefSeq and is a predicted model, not a curated record. Gene Ontology annotation, biological process: cell-cell adhesion. The coding region runs from base 827 to 4525 and encodes 1232 amino acids. The transcript has 19 exons. Gene Ontology annotation, molecular function: cell adhesion molecule binding. Gene Ontology annotation, cellular component: cell-cell junction. Lineage: Eukaryota; Metazoa; Arthropoda; Insecta; Diptera; Syrphidae.
UUUGACGACGAACUCGAACAAACCAUCUUAGAAGCUAAAACAUAAUGUUGCCGCACAAAUAAUCAGUUUUAAUUCGUCUGUGGUGUGGUUGAGUCGUCGGUUGUUCUCGAAUCUCGAAUCUCGCUCCUCUUCGACAGUGAGUUAGCUAUAGCUGAGUAUUAAGGUAUUAAAAAAGAAGAAAAGACUCACAGAAAAGCGGUUUCUGUGUUUGUUGUUGAUGAGGGUUUUAAUAAGAAGUUGCUUGCUGAAGAAAUAGGUACCUAUCUACCUACCUUACGUAUCUCUAUCGAUAGAUAUUCCUUCAGAACUAAACAUUAAGCCAGUACCUCUGAGAAGCUUGAUAUAAAACGCAUAAUAAGGGGAAUGCACCCGUUAAUGGUGAUGCUCGUAUUCCUCGUAAACCUCUAGACUAUAAUAAUUUUGUGCUCUCCUGAUGACUAAAUGUUAUGUGGAUGUAAAAGAUAGAUUUUUUGUAUCUUUGAGAUAAUUUAGAUUAUCUUCGAUUGGAUUUUUAUUAGAAACAUCAUUAAAUAUUAUAAUUGAUUUUAUUUUACUGCGUUUGUGCUGAAGUAAAAAAGUGUUUUAUUUUUGUUUUUGAAAAAAAAGAAAUACAUUUCAAAAGUUUUGUGAUCAUUAAAUCGAAAACAGAAAAGAUUAAAAUAUAAAUAUCCUUAAAAUGCAUAAAUUAAACAUGAAAAUUCUGCCGGUUUGUGAAUGAUUAAGAAAUUGAAUUUUUUAAAAUAAAAUUGAAAUAACAGUUUUAUUUGAAGCUGAUUUGUUUAAAAAAAAAAAUUGAUUUUUAAAAACAGUUAGUGAUUUAAAGAACAUGAAACAAGGAUACACAAUGGCUCACAUAAAUAGCCAAGGAUUAAGCAUUAGCAUACUUUUUGGACUUGUUUUAGCGCAAUUUCCAAUUAAUAUCGUCACAGGACAACAACAAAUAAAUUACGCUGUACAAUCCUUCCGUACAACCCCCCACGAUGUACACAUCCUCGAAGGUACCGACACCCUGCUUCGUUGUGAAAUUUCCAACCGAGUCGGAAAAGUUCAAUGGACAAAGGAUGGAUUUGCAUUGGGAUUUUCCACCAUCAUCCCCGGUUAUCCUCGAUAUUCGGUUAUUGGUGACUUUAAUCAAGGAGUCUACAAUUUACAAAUAUCGAAUACGACUUUGGAAGACGAUGCUGAAUAUCAAUGUCAAGUUGGUCCGGCCAAAGGUAAUCCAGCUAUCCGGGCCAAUGCAAAGCUUAAUAUAAUCGCUGCGCCCACAUCAAUUCAAAUAGAUGGUUAUGGUUCGAAUUCUCGAGUUGAGGUUAUUGAAAAGCAAAAUUUAACAUUGAAGUGCAUAGUUGAAAAUGCCAAACCUGCCGCAGAAAUUGUUUGGUAUCGAGGAAAUAUGGAAUAUACCAAUGCUUAUGAACCGGAAGUGCAAGUUAAAGAAACACAAUUGAAAACUUUCACUACCACUUCGACAAUUACCAUUCGUCCAAGUGCCGACGAUGACUACAAGGAUUUUUCAUGUCAAGCAAAACAUCGUGCUCUGCCUCCAGAUGUCCCAAUGCGUGCCAAUAUUCAUCUAUCUGUUCUGUAUCCCCCAGGCCCGCCAUUUUUUGAAGGCUAUUCUACUGGGGAAAACUUGAGACGAGGACAAAACGUUGAAAUUGCUUGUCGCAGUCGAGGUGGUAAUCCACCAGCUCAAUUGGUAUGGUUUAAAAAUGGCCAGCCAAUAGUUUCACCACAAAAGAACAUGGGACGUCUAUCGGAAAAUGUUUAUAAAUUUGUAGCCGAACCAAGUGACAAUGGAGCGAAAUUAACUUGUGAAGCGAAAAAUAUUCUUUCCGAAGAGCCCCUAAAGGCCGAUCUUGAACUGUCCGUGACAUUUUCUCCAUCUGAAGUUACUAUUUCGGGUCCAACAGAGGCUUUAGCCGAAGAGACGGUCCAGCUAUCGUGCUCUUCUGCUCCAUCGAAUCCAAUUGCAGAAAUCAGUUGGAGUGUGGACGGACAACAAAUGAAUGCCACCAAUUCGAAAAGCCAACAGAAUCCCGAAGGUGGUUGGAUAACAGUAUCAAACUUAUCAGUGACCAUUGGCUCAAAUAAGAGAUUCCUGGUUGCCGUGUGUCAUGGAUUUAAUGCAGCCUUGACAGAAGCAGUGGUGGCAACACAUACAAUAAAUAUUUUGCAUGCACCAUCAGCACCAUCUGUGACAGGUUACACUGAUGGCCAAAUAAUCGUGGCCGGAUCAAUUCAAAAGCUGACCUGCACAUCGGCAGGUGGAAAUCCACCACCAACUUUGAUUUGGUAUAAGAAUGAUAAAAAGCUAAACUCUGUAUCUAAAUUAAAUGGAAAUACAGUUAUCUCGGAAUUGACAAUAUUGGCUAACGCAUCAGAUAACCAAGCUCGUUACAAAUGUCACGUAGAAAGCAAAGCCAGUGAUAUACCAUUAUUCGAAGUUAAAACCCUGCAAGUUUACUUUCCACCUGAAACCGUCAAAAUCCGAAUCGAACCAAAGGAUCUCCAUCCGGGGACAACAGCCAAAUUGAUUUGUGACUCGAGUUCCAGCAAUCCGCCAGCCAUGGUGUCAUGGUGGAAGGACGGAAUACCCGUUAAUGGAGCAAAUCCUUCGAAUCGUUCUGGCUUAUGGGGUGGUUCAGUAUCUACGCUGGAAUUAUUCAUUAAUAUAACACAGGAGAUGCACGACUCGAUAUACACCUGCCAAAGUAUAAAUGAAGCAUUGCAGCGAAGCGCCCACGAAACAAUUUCCCUGGACAUUUUAUAUCCACCUAAAUUUGCCACAUCUCAGCCAGUGACAUUUACGGGGGUGGAAGGCGAGCCACUACAAAUCCCAUUAGUGGCAACUGCUAAUCCAAUGACAAUGUCAUUCACCUGGACUAAGGAUGGCUUUCCGAUUUCAUCGAACAACAGAGUUGCAAGCAAUGAGAGAAUUCUUGCGGAAGGACCUGUUCUAAACAUAAUCAAAUUGGAGAGAACGGACGCCGGCAGAUACACCUGUGAAGCUAUGAACUCACAGGGUACGACGACAAUGAGUGUCCUUGUGAUUGUCGAAUAUGCACCAGACAUCGAAUCAAUAUCGGAUGGAAACAUUUUUGCUCCCGGACAGGAUGCAGUACUUUCGUGUUCGAUUAAUGGCAAACCAUUAACCGAAGACCAUGUCAGAUGGGAGAGAUCUGGCUACGAUAUGGCUACUCGAACUACGGCAGCUUUCGUCAACGGAACCUCGUAUUUGCACAUCAAAAAUGUCCAACACUCUGACGUUGGGAACUUUACGUGCAUGGUUGACAAUCAGAGGGGUGCUAUGGCUCAGCGGGAUGUCCUUCUAAUUGUUGAAUCUGCUCCAAAAGUCGAUAAAUUUCCGUCAGCAACGCGGUUUGCGGCAGGUUUAGGCGAACGUGGUAUAUUGCAGUGUACGGCCCAAGGUGCUCCAACACCCAUGUUCGUUUGGCGGAAAAACGGCAAAGAAAUUAAGAUGUAUCGCCGGAACAAGUUCAGGAGUGAAGAAUACCAAAUUGACAAACUAUCAUCUGGAUCAAGGUUGUUUAUUGAGUCGGUGCUGAAUGACGAUUACGGAGUCUACGAAUGUGUGGCAAAGAACAUGCACGGUGAGUCAAGUGCUGCGAUACAGUUGAACAAGCCAUCGCGACCGGAAAGUCCUCAGAAGCUGAUGAUUAAUAACGUGACCGAUAAUAGUGUUCUCCUAUCAUGGAUUGCUGGUUUCGACGGAGGUCUACCUGUUUACUAUCGCAUUCGAUACAGGCAAUUGGAAGAGGAUAAAUACAAAUACGUUGAGGCACGACCAAAUUUUCUGAAUGCCACUAUCUCAGGCUUGCAAUCGAAUACGGUUUAUGUCUUUUCGGUAAUGGCAGCCAAUGAAGCCGGUGGAUCAAAGUUCUUGCCAGAUAUGAAAAUAACUAUAUCCACGAAUAAAUCGGAAGCUAUUACAGCUACAGAAAGCUCAGAGAAGAAUGAGAUGCCCAAUUUGGUUAUAAUUGGAAUUACGUCGGCGGCUAUGAUUUUACUUAUCUUGAAUGCGGCGUUAGUGGCUUGGUUUGUAAUAAGGCGACAGAAUAAGGAUUCGGCGGAGAGUGAACAUCAAGCGGAUGAUGCUUACUCGAAGGAUGAUAAUCAAUCAGACUAUAAGGGUGAAAAUCACAAAAAGGCUGCCUCAACAUAUUUGGUCGAAAAUGUUGAUAUCAUCCAAUCAGCUUCAUUUCCACCAAAAUACCAAGAGAGCUCCCUAAGCUCGCCUCCCUACACCAUUAAUGCAGAUUAUACCAAAACAUUGCCAAAUCCAAAGCGUCAUGCCAAGAUUAUGAACGACAAUCGAUCAAAGGAUGACCACAUGUUGGUGUCCAAUGGAUUAUACAUUCCUUCGCCAUCUCCAGCUUCGUCGUUGGUUAUCAAAGGGAGUUACAUUUCAUCGCCGUCACCGGCGCCACCGCCCGAUGGAUCAUACUUCAACAUGAGCGAUAAAUACUUAUCUUAUCCACCAGUGGUAAGGGCGGUUUAUUAAACAAGACGAGAACCACAAAUCAUCGUUAAAAAAAGGGUGUCAUGCGUUACAGCAUUUAAAUUUGAAGAAGAGACUGAGAAACACACAAAGCAAAAACAAAACAAAACAAAAGUUGCCCUUGGAUGCACAGAUUCUGGGAAUAAAAUAUAAAUAUUUGACACGAGUUCUGUGCAAAAGGCUGUGAUAUGUACCUGUUAUAUGAUAUCAUUGAUACAAUAUUUAUUUAUUAUUAAAAAAACAUAAAAAGAAACAAAAAUUAAUUAAUUACUCACAAAUUCGACGAUUCGAUACGAGAUACGACGAACAUGUUGCUUCUUUCUUUGUACAUAAAGAUAUAUCAUAUUUUUUCCGAUUUCAAAACUUUUUAUAUAAAUAUAUUAAUGUAUUUAAUUAAAUAGUAAUAAAAUAAUUAUUUAGUACUAAGAAUGUAUGUAUAUGUAUUUUUAAAAUUAAAAUUAAAUUAAAUUUAAGCCUACACAGCAAAACACAAAAAAAAAUAUAUUUAAAGACAAUAAGUUAUAAUAAUGCAUUUCAUCACAUUCAGCAAGCAGCUAAAUAAACUUCUUAAAAUCUAAAAAAUUAAUAAAAAUUACAAAAUAAGCCUGCAUGCUUAUAUAACAAAACAAAAAAUAUAAAAUAGCGAUACGACAUUUUUUAUCAAUAUGAAUUUAUAUUUAAGACUUUUUUAUUGAAUAAAAAAAAUUAUAUGAUAUUUAAAAA